CCCCAGGACCUCCAGGACCAUGUCUGGAAUCCCCAGGACACCGUUCAGCAGCCCCCAGACCCCCAUCCCUUCCUUAUUUCCCACCCUCCCUCACCCCCUUCCCCUCCUCAAGGUCCUGACCGCAGCCAUCUCUCUCUGGCAGGCAGAAAAUCUGUUGCUGGACGCCGACAUGAACAUCAAAAUUGCUGAUUUUGGGUUCAGUAACGAAUUUACCUUCGGAAACAAGCUGGACACGUUCUGUGGAUCCCCACCCUACGCUGCCCCUGAACUUUUCCAAGGCAAAAAAUACGACGGACCCGAGGUGGAUGUCUGGAGCCUGGGAGUCAUCCUCUACACCCUGGUCAGCGGUUCCCUGCCUUUUGAUGGGCAAAACCUGAAGGAGCUGAGGGAGCGGGUGCUGCGGGGCAAAUACCGGAUCCCCUUCUACAUGUCCACCGAUUGUGAGAACCUGCUGAAGAAAUUCCUCAUCCUCAACCCCACCAAACGGGGUACCCUGGAGCAAAUCAUGAAGGACCGCUGGAUGAACGUGGGCCACGAGGAUGACGAGCUGAAACCCUACAUGGAGCCCGUGCCAGACUACAAAGACCCCCGGAGGACAGGUGGGGCUGUGGGGUGACACAGUAUCCCCUCUUGGGGUGGGGGGU
This is a messenger RNA of Phasianus colchicus (ring-necked pheasant), 644 nucleotides long. The record is from RefSeq and is a predicted model, not a curated record. Lineage: Eukaryota; Metazoa; Chordata; Aves; Galliformes; Phasianidae.